Messenger RNA from Rana temporaria (common frog), 1970 nucleotides. It is a transcript of the gene FAM177A1, whose product is annotated as family with sequence similarity 177 member A1. The coding region runs from base 178 to 741 and encodes 187 amino acids. The record is from RefSeq and is a predicted model, not a curated record. The transcript is spliced from 5 exons. Lineage: Eukaryota; Metazoa; Chordata; Amphibia; Anura; Ranidae.
AGCGCCGUCCAAACGGAGUGCAAGUGAGGGUGCGCCGUCCAAUAGGAAUGCAAGUGAGGUAGCGUCUGCCGUGCGUGUACACAUCGAGGCCUGGAGAGCACGGAGUGCCUGUGAGAAACUCAGGGAGGAGCGGGACUCGGUGUCGUUGCCAGGCAGUCGGUGUUGGAGUGCGGAAGUAUGGCCACCGGGGAGGUCAUGUCCAGUGGGGACCGUGAGUUUGAGAGUGUUGAGCUAGGGGAUGUAAGGAAGAAGAAGAAAAUUCCACGUAGAAUUAUCCACUUUGCCAGUGGAGAAACCAUGGAAGAGUACAGUACAGAUGAGGAAGAAGAAUUACAAGAGAAGAAGGAUCUUUUACCAACCCGUGAUCCAUCAAAGUUAACCUGGGGUCCGUAUCUCUGGUUUUACAUGCUGAGAGUAGCAACAUCAACACUUUCAGUUUGCGACUUUCUAGGAGAGAGAAUUGCCUCAGUGUUAGGAGUCAGUACACCCAAGUACCAGUAUGCAAUUGAUGAAUACUACAGAAUGCAGAAAGAGGUGGAAGAAGAGGAGGAAGAGAACGAAAUGUCAGAGCGGGCUGAGAAACAAUUCCAAGAGCAGCGCAGCCAGCAGCCGAGCGAAAGCAAUGCUCAGACACAGCAGCCAGAGGCCGCCGCCUCUUUUGUGAACAUUAGUUUUGUGAUGGAAGGAGAGGAUUCGGUGAAUCUUGCACAGAAGCAGGAACUGUCUGCUGUUCCUACUUAAUAGGAAGGGGAUAGAAACUGGGAAUACUAACAGGAAAGCUUCACCUACCAAAAUCAUCAUGGUGCCUUUCUAAUAUGACUUGAGUCCCAUUUUGUACCACAGUACUGUGUAAUAACAUAUUAAAUUCACUAGUAGAAAAUGGAUAAAUGGGGGGAGGGGGUUCAUAUGUUACUGAAUGGUCAUAUCUCUUGGGCAUUUAGUGGCAUCCAGUAAUUACAGACAGCAGAACUUUGAAAAUCCUGUUAUAUUGCUAUAGUUAAAAAUUGAUAAAAUUAGAAGCCUCUUAAUUUGUAAAGACAAUUUCAUCAUACAUGGAUGGAGAUGUAUAUGCAGUUUUUUUAUUUUUUUAACAGUAAAGAUAUAUAUGCAGUUUUAAUGUCCAUCCAAACAUAUUUCCUAAAAAAAAAAAGUCCUCCUCAAGGCUAUAAUAUGCAGAUUGGAAAAAAUAUAUCUCCUUUACAUGGAUCAAUUCGAUACUGUGAACCAUUACAGAGAAUCAUAAAAGAGCAUAAAUGGAAGACCCUUGUAUUUCAGAUGUUGCACCAAACCGGAGAACAUAGGACAUCGGGAGGGACAUCCAGAGGUGUAGGUAAUACCCUACACAUGGGAAUACCUGCAGUAACCACCACUCGGCCCCAGCAUGCUAUAAUUCUCUAUGAUGGAUCAAUUCCUUAUAUCCAUAUGCAAACCAUGUAAGGAAAUACUCUUCCCAUCGGCAUCCUGAGAAGUGAACGUUGUGUUGCAAGAAACACAUUGAUGGACGUGGCAUAAAUAAUUCAUAUGUAGAUAUAAUAGUAUACUGAACACCAUUCGCUGUAAAUGGAUGGUUACAAAAAAUGGUCAAACCUUUAUUUUGGCUAUACAUCUUUAUGGGUCAUAACUACAUUUAGUAACGGAGUAAAAUAUAUUCCUGCGCUACUUUGGAGAUAAUGAUAAAAAAAACACUGCAAGCACCCAAAGGGUCAAACCAUACCCGAAGGGAAAUAAAAGAAAAUAUAUAAAAAAGUGAUGUACAUUUAGUAAUGUAUUCCUAUGAUCCAGAAUCAACUGAUGACAGUCUGGCUGGCUCUGCCUUUCAACUCAUGGCUGAGAGCUGGAGCGAGUGUGUCAGAGUGAUGGUCACUGUUCUCCAUUGCGAGCAGAUCAAGAACUGACUGAUCAGCGGUCAGGUGAAUGCUCAGAUCUACGUCUUGAGCUGGCCAUACAGUAGUAGAAUUAAUUUUCUUAAA